CCCCGAGCGCAGCCGAGGCAGGGACGGGACCAUGACGGAGGUGACCAAGCGCAUCCUGGUCACGGGGGGCACCGGCCUGGUGGGCAAGGCCAUCGAGAAGGUGGUGGCAGAUGGGGAGGGGCGGCCGGACGAGCGCUGGAUCUUCGUGUCCUCCCGGGACGCCGACCUGACGAGCAGCUCCGAGACCAAGGCGCUGUUUGAGAGGCACAGGCCCACCCACGUCAUCCACUUGGCCGCCAUGGUCGGGGGCCUCUUCAAGAACAUCCGCUCCAACCUGGAUUUCUGGAGGACCAACAUCCACAUCAACGACAACGUCCUGCACUCGGCCCACGAGAUGGGGGUGGAGAAGGUGGUCUCCUGCCUCUCCACCUGCAUCUUCCCGGACAAGACCACCUAUCCCAUCGACGAGACCAUGAUCCACAACGGGCCCCCCCACAGCUCCAACUUCGGCUACUCCUACGCCAAGAGGAUGAUUGACAUCCAGAAUAGGGGUUAUUCCGAGCAGCACGGCCGGCGCUUCACCGCCGUCAUCCCCACCAACGUCUUCGGGCCGCACGACAACUUCAACAUCGACGACGGCCACGUCCUGCCAGGCCUCAUCCACAAGGUCCACCUGGCCAAACAGUCCGGCUCCGCCCUGACCGUAUGGGGAACGGGAAAGCCCAGGAGACAGUUCAUCUACUCCCUGGACCUGGCCCGGCUCAUCCUGUGGGUCCUGCGGGAAUAUGACGAGGUGGAGCCCAUCAUUCUGUCAGUGGGAGAAGAAGAUGAGGUGUCCAUCCGGGAGGCGGCGGAGGCCGUGGCUGAGGCCAUGGAUUUCAGGGGAGAGCUGGUUUUUGACCCCAGCAAGGCGGACGGGCAGUUCAAGAAGACGGCCAGCAACGCCAAACUGCGGCGGUACCUGCCCGGCUUCCAGUUCACUCCCUUCAGGAAAGGUGAGCUCCUGCCUCUGGGGGCAUCUGGGUGCUCCAUCCUAUGGG
Messenger RNA from Myiozetetes cayanensis, 980 nucleotides. RefSeq names its product GDP-L-fucose synthase (gene GFUS). The record is from RefSeq and is a predicted model, not a curated record. The annotation marks the transcript as partial. Gene Ontology annotation, molecular function: GDP-L-fucose synthase activity. The transcript has 10 exons. Gene Ontology annotation, biological process: nucleotide-sugar biosynthetic process. NCBI's taxonomy places the organism in Eukaryota, Metazoa, Chordata, Aves, Passeriformes, Tyrannidae.